Molecule: messenger RNA, 4628 nt
Organism: Sarcophilus harrisii (Tasmanian devil)
Lineage: Eukaryota; Metazoa; Chordata; Mammalia; Dasyuromorphia; Dasyuridae
Product: interferon-induced protein with tetratricopeptide repeats 5
Exons: 2
Coding region: 213-1658 (481 amino acids)
Biological process (GO): defense response to virus
Cellular component (GO): cytosol
Molecular function (GO): protein binding; RNA binding
Source: RefSeq, a predicted model, not a curated record
GUUUCGAUUUCCCUUCCCAGUCCAUGCUCAUCUAUGACGUGCAAGGUUCUCUUUAUAAGCAGUGUAUAUAAGGAUCACCCACAACCCGCAAACCCUGUCCCUCCUCCAUCCUGAGAAAACACACCAGAGCAGCCCUGCAGACAGCUACCUGGAAAGCAAUUAAGACCAAGCUAUAAUCCAGCAAGACUUCAUUGCAUCACCGGAUUACAAACAUGAGUGCAACGCCUAAGCAGUCCUUAAAAUGCCUCUUGCUGAGGUUGGAUUGUCACUUUACUUGGAAUUUACAGAAGGAGGAUAUUGAGGUAUCUGAUGCAGAAGAGAGAAUUGAUGACCAACUGGAAUAUCUGACUAUGAAAUCCAAAGUCACCCUUUUUAACUUACUGGCCUAUGUGAAACAUCUAAAAGGCCAAAAUGAAGAAGCUUUAGAAAGCUUAAAAAAUGCAGAAGAAAGAAUUCAAGAAGACUACUCCAAUGAAGUGGAAAAAAGAAGCCUUGUGACCUGGGGAAAUUAUGCCUGGAUCUAUUAUCACCUGGACAGACUUACUGAAGCCCAGACUUACCUGGACAAGGUGCAGGCCAGUUGUAAGAAGCUGCAGAGUCCUUUCCCCUAUAAAGUGGAACUUCCAGAAAUUGAGUGUGAGAAAGGGUGGUCGCUACUCAAGUUUGGAGGGAGGUAUUAUGAGAAGGCUAAAGCCUGCUUUGAAAAGGCCCUGGAGUCAGAGCCUGAGCACCCCGAAUUUAACACUGGAUUGGCCAUUGUCAUGUACCGAAUGGAUGACUUUGAGAAAGAUGGCUACCGUUGUAAAAGCUUUUCUUUGAACCCUCUGAAGAAAGCACUUAGGCUGAAUCCUAAAGGUACAUUUGUUAAGGUUCUCCUGGCACUAAAGCUUCAGGACAUUCGGGAAAAUUCUGAAGGAGAAAAAUAUAUUAAAGAAGCCCUUGACCAAGUGGAAUCUGAGCCCUAUGUCUUACGCUAUGCAGCAAAAUUUUACCGGCGAGAAGACCAACCAGAGAGGGCUAUUGAACUCUUAAAAAAGGCCUUAAAACUGGUACCCACCUCUGCUUUCCUGCAUCAUCAAAUGGGACUCUGUUACAGGAAACAAAUGAUACAAAUCAAGAAGGCCACAAGGCACAAGCCUAGGGGAAAGGACAAGCAGCAAGUCGACAAACUAAUACAAACCGCCAUAUUUCAUUUUGAAACAGCCAUCAAACAGAAAUCUCUAUUUGUGUAUUGUUACUUAGACCUGGCUGCCAUGUAUGGUGAAGCAGGUCAGCUUGGAAAGGCCGAGAACUUUUUUCAAAAAGCGCUGACCAUAGACCAUGUCCGAGAAGAAGAGAAGCAGCAGGGGUACUUCAAAUAUGGCCGCUUCCUGGAAUUCCACAGGAGGGAUGGAGAACUUGCUAUGCACCACUAUUUAGAAGCGAUAAAAGUAAAGCCCACGUUUUGCACCACAAUUGUUGAGGCUUUGAAGAAUUUAGCUCUCAAACGGCUGAAGCAGAAUUGCUUAGAUGUAAAGAGCUUGGGAGCCCUCGGCUUCAUUCAUAAGCUCAACGGGGAGAAGAAACAAGCAAUAGAGUAUUAUGAAAGAGCCCUGAAAGAGGAUCCUAAAAACAGUGAUUACAUCAGUGCGCUGAUAGAGCUGCGUCUAUCCAUUUAAAAUCCCACAUUUCAGAAUGGAUUUUUAAUGAUUAAUUUUUCAAAACAACUUAAAAUACUUUGUGGGUUUUUUUAAAUUUUUAUUCCUUUUUACACAAAGUAGAUUACAAGGCACAGAUUUUAGUCAAAAGGGAAAUGUGUAGUUUUUAGCCCCUUGCUGAGAAAAUACAAGGGACCCUUGAAUUGGCAUGGCUUCAUCGUGAUUGGUUGACUGAGGACCACUGGAGGCUGCACGACUGUAUACCACUUGGACUCUGUUCCCAUAUAUGCUCUUGGGGGUUUCCAGAGUUACCUGUAGCAAGAUGGGCAGGUGAGGGAGGGCAAGGCAUUCUCCUCUAUCAUUUGGCUUCACUAGUUACUUGCAUGAAUUUUUAAUAGAAGAUGGAGAAAUCAAUAAGAUUAUCAGCCAGUGUUAAAAUGGAUUGAAAACACGAAAGAGAAAUUGUCCCUAGGAAUUUUCAUAGUAUAUACUAAACCUAAAAAAUAGUAAGAAAUCUGGCUCCUAAGUCUAACAAAAGCCAGUUACUUGUGUGCAUUAGAAAUGACAAAUUUUUAUUUUUAAAUACCUUUUAUUAUAAACUGAUAUUGGAUCUUAUAGUUAGGGAAAUACAAUCGAGGAUAAAUAAAAUCAAGUUAUCUCUAGGUUUCCUAGCUAGAAAAAGAAAUAAUCUGAAUCAUAACUAUGAACCAUAUCCAUAACAUGAAUAUUUUUCAUCAAAAAACUUUUUAUCAAUUGAAAUUACAAAGGGUAAGUAAGUCUCAGAGGUUGUUGGGCCAUGACCAGCAAAUAAUACAGUAUUUAAACCCAGGUGGGACCCCUAAGUAAGAAUUGUGGUGUUUGACCUGAACCUAGAUAGCCCAUCACACUGUCCUACUUUGUGGUCUUCAAUCAAAAGGACAUUUUGAGUCUUUCAGAAUAGCUUUUGAAUUUUUUUCUUUUGCCUAAGGGCUUGAGAAAGACAGCUUGGAUCUCCUGGGAAUCAUCUGGGCUUUUUCAACUUCCAAGUGCUAUGGAGGGGAGACAGUUGUUUAAAGACUCUAAGAUCCCAGAAGCUGUAUAACUCCAGUGCCUCUAUAUCUGACUUUUGUUUAUAUCCCUUUUUUUUUUACUGUAAGACAAAUUUAUCUUCAUAAUCAUGGUAUUAAUGAAUAUGUAGAAAGUAAACUAAUAGCAUUUCCAAAGAGAUAAUUUUAACAAGUAAGAAGAGGGAAAUAUAACAAAGAAUAUGUUAUAAUCAUAACAAAGAAUUCACCUGCAUCCCCUCCCUCCAAAAACAAAUCUGUGAGAGGUGAUUCUGGUAGAUGGCAGGUUACAACAACAGUGAGGACAAUUGGAUUGGGGGAGUCCAGGCCUAAACAUUGGAGUUUGAAGAAGUGGUGUGUGUAUGUGUGUUUGUGUGUGUGUGUGUGUGUGUGUGUGUGUGUGUGUAUGUGUGUGUGUGUGUGUGUGUGGUCUUAGAGUAGGGGAUGAGACAUUCAGAUAACAAUUACUGCUUAGAGGUGGAGGGCUCUUCCAAAGAAAAAAUGUACCCCAUCCCUUUAAAUAUCAGUGCCUUGGGGCAAAGCCCCUACUUUCUACUUUCCCCAACAUCUGUUAAAACUCUGUUAUUAAAUAAGACUAAUCUUUUCUUAGCUCCAAGCAAGAACAAUGCAGUUAACACCUGCCACUUUAAUGCCUUCAUUCUUCUCCAUCAUUCCAACAUUCAAGGUCAUCUCCAAUCCUGGCAAAGUGAAAGAUCCACAGGAGACAUCUAGCAAUUCCAAUUAGGGCCAUACCAACCUAGAGGCUUCAGCCUCACUUUUCUUUUCCUCGAUGAAGUACCAAAUCAGUCCAAAGAGAGAAAGUGAACUUGAGUCAAAGGAAAAAAAAGGUUAAAGAAAGAAAGGAGACAUGAAGAAGAAAGCCAUUUCUGAAUAAGACAGUCACAAAAUUGGGGGCAGGGGGAUAGAAGUUUAUUUAAGAUGGACAGGAGGUAGUGAUCAGGUCAGUAAUAAGUAUAGAUUCCUUCUGAUGUAAUGGUAAAAUUGACCUGGUUGCUUACUCUCUGAUCUGUGUGUGUAUGUGUGUGUGUUGUGUGUGUUGUGUGUGUAUGUGUAUUUUCUCAAGAGAAUAUUAGAUUACAAUAAGAAUGAAGUAAAAAAUUAGAAUUUUGAUUUUUUUGAAUAACAGAUUGCUAGUUCCAGUUACUAUUAAAGUUCUUAAUAAGAGUUUUGAAACUUAGGAAUUCAUAAAAGAAUUAGAAAACCAUGUAUAAAGAAAUAGCAUUUACUAAUACAUGAAAAGGCUUGGGGUCUACAGCAAAAUACUCAGAAGGAAUAAAAAGAAUACAAACAUGGUGAUUACUAGAACCUUGGGUAUAUUGCACUUUGGGAGGAAGAUUGGAAAUUGAUAAUAAUAAUUCUUUGGAGAGGCUGCCCUCUGUUCAGUAUAACCAGUUCCACUUGGCUCUAUAUCACUUUCCCUAGGUGAAGUGGGAUACCUUCAUAUAUCAUAGUAGCUUCCUAAGGCAGCUGAAGGUCAUGGGAUUUAUAUAGAGGUAGAGGGUCUAGUUCAAAUAUAUCUGCUUGUUUUCCCAUAUUUGAUGUAACAAGCAGGAAAAUGUUAAACAUUGACUAAAAAAGACUGGAUACAUCAAAUAGAAUGUAACUGUACCAGGUGAGAUAGAGAUGCAGCCCUUCAAUUAAUACAGUUAACUGGAGUCCAAGCACAUUCGCUUGUAGGUCACCCACCUUCAGCUGCCCUUUCAACUCAUAUAUUUACUCAUAUUCUCCUAAGUUCUAUAGGGAUCUAAGGACCUGUUACAAUCAUUAAUUUCUCUUUCAAAAGCUUGUAAUCUCUUUUCAGUAAUGAAUAAAUUAUCCCAAAUAUCAAAUAUUAAAUAUUAGAUAAACUAGAGAAACCUUCUUUCCCAUUAAUAAUUACUCUUGUUUCUCUGUAAUUAAAUAAACAUUAAAAUACUCGAUCACCUUA